This is a messenger RNA of Toxotes jaculatrix (banded archerfish), 10245 nucleotides long. RefSeq names its product assembly factor for spindle microtubules (gene aspm). The coding region runs from base 126 to 10112 and encodes 3328 amino acids. The record is from RefSeq and is a predicted model, not a curated record. Gene Ontology annotation, molecular function: protein binding. The transcript is spliced from 26 exons. Lineage: Eukaryota; Metazoa; Chordata; Actinopteri; Toxotidae.
UUGCCAGUCGGCUAACGUCGGAGUGUUAGUAGGCUAUCAGUACUAGCAAUAGCACACAUGAAUUGCUUGGCGUUUUAAAAAACAAACAAACUACGUAACAUGUAGCUAGCUGUUUUUCACUUAAAAUGACUGAAACGGCGACUUCAACACGGAGAGGAUUUCUGGACUUCAGUCCAGUGAAGAGAGACGACGCUAACAAGGAGAAUGAUGUUCCGGUUUUGAGUUUGAUCCAGUUCUCAAAGGCUCCUUUUGUCACAUUUGGAACCGUAAAGUUGGGAACCUCCAAGUCGGCUGUUUUGCGAAUUGAGAACCCAACGGAGGAUGCAGAAGCGGAGGUUACCGUGGAAAAGAUCCCCUCAAGUAAAGGCUUUUCUGUGGACCACAACACGUUCACGAUUCAGCCUGAGGGCUCUUUCAGUUUGACAGUAACCUGGACUCCAACAGAAGAAGCUGGAAUCAGAGAGCUCCUCAUCUUCAAUGCCAAUGGGGUCCUCAAACACCAGGCUGUUCUGCUGGGGAGAGCAGAAGCACCAAAGAAGAAAAAGAAAAGCUUAUGGGACACAAUCAAAAACAAAAGGGAGAGUGAAAAAAUUGCUGGUCCAAGGGGAAAGAAAAUGGAGCCCCCCCUGAAGAUGGCGGCCAAUAAAACCUUCCAAGUGUCACGAAAGCCGCAGUACAAACGUGACAAACCACGCAGUCCAUUUGCUUCACUCAAUGAGGGCAAAUCUGUCAGAGAGAGGUCCCUCACGAAGCAGAGUCCCAUUGAAGACCACCCUCGGAAAUCAGAGGAGCACAAGGCUUUAAAUCCCAAACAGAGGCAACAGUCUCUGGCCUUGUCAGACCAGGAGAAUGUGCAUCAUGUUCAGAGGAACUCUCCCGUCGUCCUACUUGUCCCGGCCCUAAAGCUGAUGGACUCUGGCAGCACGUCUGCUAGCCCGAAUGCCUUGGAGAGUAAACCUGUAAACAAAGAUCUCACCAAAAUACUUAACAGGACACUUUCACCUAUCGGAACACCAGAGAGGCUUAAGAAGCUCAUGCCUUGUAUUCAGUCAGACAGCCCAGUUCCUGCCACUGUUAAGUCUGUGGCUGAUCAUGAUGAUGCUAACAGAGAGUUAACUGGAAGCCCAGUUCUAUCUUUGAAAGAUGCACUGGCCCUCAUUGACUCUGACCUGAGCCACAUCAACACCAGUCCUCGAGACACUAGUUCUAGCUGUGACUUUUCAGAUUCACUGGAAUCCAAAAGUGGGAGUCAUGACUGCGGAGCUGACAGAGACGUCCUCAAAGCAUUGCCUGAGAGCCCAGAACUGUCAGAGUCAAAUGAGCCAAGAUUGACGUUCUUUGUCAGCAAAAAGGUUGUUGAUUUCGAGCCACAGGCCGAUAAGGCAACAGAAGGGGUAAAAAAGGCUUCUUUUACCUCUGCCACAGUGACCAAGUGCAAAGCACCAGUGGAGGAAAACAAUCUGAGUGGAAGGAAAAUAAGAAAGUCCAGGCGAAGGCUCUUGGAGAAAACACUCGAACUGUCUGACAGCAGCAGUCAGAGUGAGUCGGGACCAAACACUCCAAAACUUCCUGUUAUACACCCAGACACAGGAACUAAGGGAUGGCAAAACUCUGAGGUGACCAGCCGUCCGUGUGAUGACACACAUCAAGUCCUGGAGUUUACCUUUUCCAGCCCUACUCCACGGCCUUGCAGCUCAGCUGCACCCGUCAUCUUCCCUGUCACCUCUGUUCCAUCUAUGGCUCCUACUCGCUUCUCUUUCUCAGUUACCUCACCGCCUCCUGCAGUCCCUGCUUCUAUUUCUUUUACUGUCACCUCUCCAUCACCCUCAGGCUCUUCCUCUCCUCUUCACUGCAACCUCUCAUCAAACCCUAGAGCGUAUGAGCAGUCUCCUACUGUUUCUGCAGCUCCCGCCGUUCAGGAAGAGUCAUUUCCCAUUCACAUGGCAGUGAAGAGCAAGAAGAGGAAGAGUGAAGAGUAUUUGAAAAGUGAUGCAAAGCUAGAGGAUGCUGGGAAAACUGACCGGCUCAAAAGGAGCAAGGUGGUGGCUACAAAAACUGAGUCUGCAAAAUCAGUGCAGGAGAGGAGAAGUGCAUCACAGAGGCAACAGCAGAGAACGUCAGGCUCAGUGCGCUCAAUGACUACAUCAUCUCUGAAGAGCACAAGGUCUGCUGUUCCUGACCAGGCAAAGCAACGAAGCUCCAAACUCACCUCACGAGGCGCUCCAUCUCUGAAGUCAUACGGUGCUUCAUCUGUGAAGAUGGCAAAAGUUGUUGCAGUAGCUCAGUCAAAGCUGACCUUUAUAAAGCCGACGCAAACAGCCAUACCUAGGCACCCGAUGCCGUUUGCCGCCAAGAACAUGUUCUAUGACGAGAGGUGGAUUGAGAAGCAGGAGAGGGGAUUCACAUGGUGGAUCAACUACGUCCUCACCCCAGAUGACUUUAAAGUCAAUACUGAAGUUGCUAAAGUGAGUGCUGCGUCUCUUGCGAUGGUCAACGAUGACAACUUCAGUGUGCCUAAAGCUCCCACCAAAGAGGAGAUGUCGUUCAGCACCUACACAGCCAGACGGAAGCUGAACCGCCUCCGUCGUUCAGCCUGCCAGCUAUUCACAUCUGAGGCCAUGGUCAAGGCUAUUCAGAGGCUCGAACUGGAGGUGGAGGCCAGGCGGUUGCUCGUCCGAAAAGACCGCCAUCUUUGGAAGGACAUAGGUGAACGCAGAAAAGUUCUCAACUGGCUUCUUUCGUACAAUCCACUGUGGUUACGGAUAGGGCUUGAGACAAUCUACGGGGAGUUGAUCUCCCUUGAGAGCAACAGCGAUGCCUUGGGUCUGGCUAUGUUCAUCCUCCAGCGGCUGCUGUGGAACCCAGACAUAGCUGCUGUAUUCAGACACCCCAAAGUUCCUCACCUUUACAAAGAUGGCCACGAGGAGGCGCUGUCUCGCUUUACGCUGAAGAAACUGCUCCUGCUGGUGUGUUUCCUGGAUAAGGCCAAAGAGUCCCGGCUGAUUGAGCACGACCCUUGUCUGUUCUGCAUCGACGCAGAGUUCAAGACAAGUAAAGACCUGCUCCUGGCCUUCUCCAGAGACUUCCUGAGCGGGGAGGGAAUCCUCCCCCGGCACCUCAGCUACCUCGGGUUACCCGUCUCCCACGUUCAGACGCCCCUGGAUGAGUUCAACUUCGCUGUGAAGAAUUUGGCAGUUGACUUGAAAUGCGGCAUUCGUCUAGUGCGUGUGAUGGAGCUUCUCAUCCAGGAUUGGAGUUUGUCGGCGAAGCUCCGUCUGCCAGCCAUCAGCCGCCUGCAGAAGGUUCACAACGUCGACAUCGCUCUGCAAGUACUCAAAAGCAAAGGGAUCGACCUCAAGGAUGAACACGGCUCCACCAUUGAUUCCAGAGAUAUUGUGGAUGGACACAGAGAGAAGACAUUGAGCCUCUUGUGGAAAAUCAUCUUCGCUUUUCAUGUGGAGGUGAUUUUGGAUGAGGAUCAGCUGAGAGAGGAGAUUGGCUUCCUGAAGAGAACCUUGAGCACCAAACGAAGGCUGGUGUCUCUGAGGGCUGAUCGGGGCCUUCAGCCCAGUCCUGCAAAGACCAGGGUGCCGUACGAGCACUGCAGCACUAAGAUUACCCUGCUGAUGGACUGGAUUCGCACUGUGUGUGACUUCUACAAUCUGAAGGUGGAGAACUUCACUGUGACGUUCUCAGAUGGCCGCAUCCUCUGCCACCUUAUCCACCACUACCACCCCUGUCUCCUGCCAGAGGAGGCUAUCAGUCACAGCACCACACAGACUGUCGAGUGCUCACCGAGGGGCCGCCUGGAGCUCAGCGGCUCAGCAAGCGACUCUGACAGCUCCUUUGACUCCUUGCCGACAGGCCUGCACGGUCCUAAUUCUCCAUCAGUAGAAUUUAAAGAGCUACUGGAAAACGAGAAAAACAACUUCAGGCUGGUCAACGCUGCUGUGGCUUUCCUGGGUGGAGUUCCUGCCAUGAUCAACCCAGCUGACAUGUCCAACACCAUCCCCAAUGAAAAGGUUGUGAUGUCUUACCUGACCUUCUUAUGUGCUCGUCUGCUGGACCUGCGGAACGAAACCAGAGCAGCUCGGGUCAUACAGGGCGCCUGGAGGAAAUACAGACUAAAGAAAGAUCUGCAGCUCUUCAAGGAAAGAAACCUUGCUGCUGUGAAAAUCCAGUUAGUUGUGAGGAGUUUUCUCCAGAAGCGCCGAGCAAAGAGGCAGAAUCAAGCCGCUGUUAUCAUCCAGUCAGUCUGGAGGGGCUAUGCUGCCCGCAACAGGUUGAGGCUGAAGAAAGAGGCUCAACUUCGGGCUCUGCAGCAUGAAGCAGCUACUGUCAUCCAGGCUCAGUGGAGGAUGUUUUCAGCUAUGAGGGCUUACCAACGCCUCCGAUACUACACCAUUGUUGUCCAAGCACAAUGGCGAAUGAGGAGGGCAGCCUCUGCUUACAAAAGAAUUUACUGUGCGGCCACCGUCCUUCAGAGACACUCACGAGCAUGGGCUCUUGCAAGAAGAGAUCGGGAAUGUUAUCUGGCUCUUAGAACGGCAGUGGUGAAAUUACAGAGAGCGUACAGAAGAUGGAAAGCCCAGAAAACUGAAAAGGAAAACUGUGCUGCCAAAGUGAUACAAACCAUGUUUAAGAAAUGGUACAAGGAAAAAAUGGCCAAAAGAACCGCUGCUGCUGUAAGGAUUCAGUCUUGGUACAGGAUGCAGAGGUGCCUCCGUCAAUACAGAAAGGUCAGAAGAAGCACUGUGCUCAUUCAGACUCGGUACAGAGGUCAUGCACAGAGGCGCUGGUUUAAGAUGCUGAAGCUACAGCACCACUCGGCUGUUGCCAUCCAGAGUGCCUUCAGAGGGUAUGCUGUCAGAAAACAGUUGGCAAAAAUGAGACAUGCUACAGUCAUAAUUCAGCGCUGGUUCAGAGCCACUGUGAAAAGAGACAUGGAGAGGAAAAUGUUUGUGAGGCUGAGAUAUGCUGCUGUUACCAUACAGGCAGCUUAUCGUGGAAAAGUGGCUCGGGAGUUGCUGAAGAAACAGCACGGAGCAGCAACGGUGAUCCAAGCGGCUUUUAGGAAGUAUGCUGCCCAAAGGCGCUACCUGGUCUUGAGAAAUGCUGUAGCUGUUAUACAGCAAAAAUACAGAGCCACAAUGUUGGCACGCAAGACAGCGAAGGAUUUUGAGGCCCUUAAAAAUGCUGCACUCAUUAUACAAGCUAACUGGAGAGGCAGAGCUGACAGGAAGAGGAUAGAAAAGAGGCAUCGGUGUGCAACUAUGAUACAGGCUUACUACCGUCGGCACAAAGCGCAGGCAGACUACAGAUCAAAGAAGGCAGCAGCUGUAGUCAUACAGCGUCACUACAGAGCUUAUGUGGCUGGAAAGGAGAUGAGAGCCACAUACCUGUACAAGAGAACAGCUUGUGUUACUCUUCAAGCUGCGUUCAGAGGCAUGAGAGUUAGGACAGAUCUCAAGAAAAAGCACCAGGCAGCGACUGUCAUUCAGUCUUCAGUCAGGAUGUUUUUAUGUAGGAAACGAUAUCUUCUCCUUCAGAGUGCAGCAAUUAUCAUCCAGAGUCGAUACAGAGCUCUUCUUCUCUGCAGAACACAGCAACAUGAGUACAGAGAGCUAAGGCAGGCCGCCCUGAAGAUACAAGUUGUCUACCGUGGAUUUAGAGCAAGAGAAGAACUGAGGAAGAGGCACAAUGCUGCCAGAGCAAUCCAAGCUCAGUUCAGGAUGCACAGAAUGCGUAUGGCUUACCUUGCCACCAAGUGCGCGGCCAUCAUUAUUCAGGAUCGCUACAGAGCCAAAAUGCUCAGGGAUCAACAGGUACAAAAGUACAAAACAAUGAAAUCAGCGGCUGUAGUCAUCCAGGCAGCAUAUCGUGGCCACAUGGCCAGGAGGAAAGUUGCAGAAAUGCAUCGAGCUGCUACAGUCAUUCAGAGAAAGUUCCUCACUCUCCGAGAUAGGAACCGGUUUCUAGCUAUCAAGGCGGCAGCUUUGGUUUGUCAGCAGAGAUACAGAGCAGCGGCCCUGGCAAGAAAACACCGUCUGGACUAUCUGUCAAAGCGCGGAGCGGUCAUUUGUCUGCAGGCAGCCUACAGAGGAUAUGAGGUCAGAAAGCAGCUGCGCAUCCAGCACACAGCAGCUGUAACAAUUCAGUCUCACUUCCGUAAGCACCAGCAAAGAAUCUACUACAAGAGGCUGUGCUGGGCUGCCAGUGUAUUGCAAACACAUUACAGAGCAAUUAAAGAAAUGAGAAAGGAGAUGCAUGCCCUGAGUGCCAAGAGAAAUGCUGCUGUUGUCUUACAAGCUGCCUUCCGUGGGAUGAAAUGCAGACAAAUUAUCAAACAAAUGCAUCAGGCUGCCAGUGUUAUCCAGAGAGCUUACAGAGCCCACUGUGAGCGCCGGCAGUAUCUUACUUUGAAAUCCUCCAUCCUCACCGUUCAGCGGAGGUAUCGGGCCACUGUAGCAGCAAAGGAGCAAAGGCAGCGAUACCAGAAAAUGCUCAAAGCUGCUGUUGUCCUUCAGGCAGCAUACAGAGGACGGCAGGUCAGGAAAGAGAUUGCUCAUUGGCAUCGGGCCGCCACUGUGAUUCAGUCUGUGUUCAGAAAGCACAGAGAGGAAGUCAAAUUUCAGGCCAUGCGACUGUCCGCCAUUAUCAUCCAGAGACACUAUCGGGCCUGUGUUCUUCAGAGGCGAGACAGAGAAGACUUCCUGAAAACGAGACGUUCUGCUGUUGUUCUUCAGGCAGCUUUCAGAGGUCAUCGUGUGCGAAACAACAUUGCCAAGAUGCAGAGGGCAGCUGCUGUCAUUCAAGCAAACUUCAGGAGACAUAAACAGCAGUCAGCUUUCAGGAGACAACGCUGGGCUGCCUGUGUCUUACAGCAGAGGUUUAGAGCUCGGAGACAGAGAAACCUUCAGAUGAAAGAUUAUCAGCACUGUAGAAAAGCAGCCAUUGUUUUGCAGGCUGCAUAUCGUGGAAUGAAAUCAAGGAGGAACAUCAAACAAUGUCACUAUGCUGCCAGUGUUAUCCAGAGAGCUUACAGAACACAUUGUGAGCACAAGCAGUAUCUGAGCUUAAAAUCCUCUGUCCUCACUAUUCAGCGGAGGUAUCGGGCCACUGUAGCAGCAAAGGUGCAAAGGCAGCGAUACCAGAAAAUGCUCAAAGCUGCUGUUGUCCUUCAGGCAGCAUACAGAGGAUGGCAGUUCAGGAAAGAGAUUGCUCAUUGGCAUCGGGCCGCCACUGUGAUUCAGUCUGUGUUCAGAAAGCACAGAGAGGAAGUCAAAUUCCAAGCCCUGCGGCUGUCCGCCAUUAUCAUCCAGAGACACUAUCGGGCCUGUGUUCUUCAAAGAAAAGAGAGGGACAGCUUCCUGAAGAUGAGAUGUUCUGCUGUUGUUCUUCAGGCGGCUUUCAGAGGUCAUCGUGUGCGAAACAACAUUGCCAGAAUGCAGAGGGCAGCUGCUGUCAUUCAAGCAAACUUCAGGAGACAUAAACAGCAGUCAGCUUUCAGGAGACAGCGCUGGGCUGCCUGUGUCUUACAGCAGAGGUUUAGAGCUCGGAGACAGAGAAACCUUGAGAUAAAACAUUAUCAAAACUGCCGAAAAGCAGCCAUUGUGUUACAGGCUGCAUAUCGUGGAAUGAAAUCCAGGCAGAUCAUCAGAAGGAGUCACCAUGCUGCCAGUGUUAUCCAGAGAGCUUACAAAGCACACUGUGAAAGAAGGCAGUAUCUUAUCCUAAAAUCCUCCGUCCUCGCUAUUCAGCGGAGGUAUCGGGCCACUGUAGCAGCAAAGGAACAAAUGCAAAAAUACCAGAAAGUGCGCAGAGCUGCUGUUGUCCUUCAGGCAGCAUACAGAGGCCGACAGGUCAGGAAAGAGAUAACUCACUGGCAUCGGGCCGCCACUGUGAUUCAGUCUGUGUUCAGAAAGCACAGAGAGGAAGUCAAAUUCCAAGCCCUGCGGCUGUCCGCCAUUAUCAUCCAGAGACACUAUCAGGCCUGUGUUCUUCAAAGAAAAGAGAGGGAAAGCUUCCUGAAGAUGAGAUGUUCUGCUGUUGUUCUUCAGGCGGCUUUCAGAGGUCAUCGUGUGCGAAACAACAUUGCCAGGAUGCAGAGGGCAGCUGCUGUCAUUCAAGCAAACUUCAGGAGGCAUAAACAGCAGUCAGCUUUCAGGAGACAGCGCUGGGCUGCCUGUGUCUUACAGCAGAGGUUUAGAGCUCGGAGACAGAGAAACCUUGAGAUGAAACGUUAUCAAGAAGUUAGAAAAGCUGUCAUUAAUCUACAAGCAGCCUUCCGUGGAAUGAUAUCCAGGAGAAUCAUCAAACAAAGGCAUCGGGCUGUCAGUGUUAUCCAGAGAGCUUACAGAGCCCACUGUGAACGAAGGCAGUAUAUGAAAUUAAAAUUGUCCGUCCUUGCCAUUCAACGAAAGUAUCGUGCAACUGUAGCAGCCAAAGCCCAAAGAACACAGUACCUGGAAAUGCGCAGAGCAGCUGUCAUCCUUCAGGCAGCACAAAGAGGCAAGGAGGUGAGAAAGGAGGUUGCUCGUUGGCAUCAGGCUGCUACUGUGAUUCAGUCUGUAUUCAGAAAGCACAGAGAGGAAGUCAAAUUCCAGGCCAUGCGUCUGUCCGCCAUUAUCAUCCAGAGAUAUUAUCGGGCCUGUGUUCUCCAAAGACAAGAAAGAGAAAAGUUUCUGAAAAUGAAACAAUCCACCAUCCUCCUUCAGGCAGCAUUUAGAGGGCGGCACGUCAGGAGGGAAAUUAGCCGACAAAAUCAAAUGGCCAUAGUGAUCCAGUCGUGGUGGAGAUGCUCUGUGCAGAGGCGUAUCUUCCAGAUGAAGAGAGAGGCAGCUGUGACACUUCAGCUGAGAAUUCGGGCAGUGCAGCUUGGCAGAGUGGAGAGGAACAACUACAAACGAAUGAGGCAAGCUGCCAUCACACUUCAGAGACACUGCCGAGCCUGGAUUGCAAGACGACAGGUACUAGAGGCAGCCAAGGCAGAGAGGAGGCUCCGUUUUACGUCGACAGUCUUCCAUCAUCUCAGCGCCAUAAAGAUCCAACGGGCUCUGAGAGCCCACUGGGCUUUGGAGUCGGCUAAAAGACAGAUCCAUUCUGUCAUCACCAUACAGCGCUGGGUGAGAGCGAGGCAGCAGAGGAGACAGUAUCUGGACGACAGGAGGAAGGUGGUUAUAGCCCAGCGAGCAAUCAGGUGCUGGUUAGCACGUCGCCAUAAAGCUGCAUCGGUCAUCCAGCAGGCCGUCAGAAAAUUCCUCCUUCUCAGGCGCCAGAGGAGAGUUCAACAGGGCAUUGUCAAAGCUCAGGCUCUGUGGAGAGGACACCGCUCCCGCCGACUGAAUGACAAUCCCAAGUUGGUGAAGUUGAGGCAUCGCUUACGCCAAGUCUCUGCCAGCGUCCGAGAGGAGGACAAACUGUGCAACAAGACGUCGUCUGCACUGGACUACCUCCUUCGAUACAAGCACUUCUCCUACAUUCUAGAGGCCCUGAAAAAUCUGGAGACCGCCACCAGGCUCUCCCCAGAGUGCUGUGAGCGGCUGGUAGAGAGCGGAGCCACCAACACCAUCUUCACACUCAUCCGCUGCUGCAACAGGAGCGUCCCCUGCAUGGACGUCAUCACCUUCUCCAUCCAGAUCCUCCUCAACCUCUCGAAGUACCAUAAGACCAUCCAGGCGGUGUAUUCGGUGGAAAACUCUGUGGAGACGCUGCUGGACCUGCUGCAGAGAUACCGGGAGAAGGCAGGGGACAAGGUGGCAGAAAAGGGCGGCAGCAUCUUCACCAAGGCCUGCUUUCUUCUCGCCCUCCUGCUGCAGGACAAGCACCGUGCUGUGGAGGUUAUGAAGCUGCCCAAGGUUUUGGAAAGGAUACGCAGUAUUUACCGCCUCACUGCUCGUAAACACAAGAUGGACGCUGAAAGAACUGUUAUCAAACAGAAGAUGAACGCGUCAAUCAACGGGAGCUUCUUUGUUCAAGCAACACCUCGUAAAUCCCGACCUGCGCCAAAGUUUGCACCAGAUUGGGUUCUCAGAAAGGACAAGCUCAAAGACAUUGUGGACCCUCUCAGGGCCAUUCAAAUGGUCGCAGACACACUGUCCAUUGUGUUGUAAAUAGACAAGCUUUUAAAUCUUGAUUGAUCAUCAUUUUAUUUCCCCCCUUUGAGAAAAUAUUGUUUUAUGUUUUUUUUAACAGUACAUUUCCAUGUGUUCCAUGUAUAUAUUAAAAUGGAUUUGUUUCACAGCA